GCGCACUGAUCACUUGUACCCAACUAGUCCUCACCAUGAAAGCACACAUCACUCUUACUGCCUUAGUCUCGGCCUUCGCGUGUCUCUCGCUCGCCGAAAAUGCCAAUCCAGUGACAGUUUCGGUAUAUUACGAGAGUCUAUGUCCUGACAGUCUUAGAUUCGUGGUUACGCAGCUGUACCCGGUAUGGCUAGACCUCAAGGAAAUCAUGCUGCUCGAUGUGAACAGCUACGGCAAAUGUAAAGAUAGCCCAGCAGGCGAUGGGUACACCUUUGAGUGCCAGCAUGGGCCAGACGAAUGCGAAGGUAACAUGAUGCUAACAUGUGCCAAGAAGUACAGUUCUGAGGAGCAAUACAUGUCGUUUGCCAACUGUACUAUGGCAGAACUUGUUGGCACUGCAGCGGGAGCCAGAUGUGCCGAGGUGUCAGGCGUCAAUUACACCAGAGUUGAGGACUGUUUCAAUUCCGUGGAGGGACAGCAGCUGCAGCAUGAGGUGGGCGCGAAGCAGGCAGAGCUCGACCCGCCUCUUUACUAUGUGCCUUGGAUCCUUAUCAACGACGUGUUCACGGAGGAGCAACUCGACGCAGCCCAGGAAGACCUCAGGAAAGUUGUUUGCGACGCCUAUGGAGAUGUCAAGCCGGAAAAGUGUUCGGUUUAGAAGUGUUUAGUUUAUUAUUAUAAUUAGUAUUAUUGUUUUUGUUGUUACUGUUGUUGAUGUUGAUAUUUUCAUUAUUAUUAUUAUUGUGAUUAUUAUUAUUA
Messenger RNA from Penaeus chinensis, 757 nucleotides. RefSeq names its product gamma-interferon-inducible lysosomal thiol reductase-like. The record is from RefSeq and is a predicted model, not a curated record. Bases 36 to 656 code for a protein of 206 amino acids. The transcript is spliced from 5 exons. NCBI's taxonomy places the organism in Eukaryota, Metazoa, Arthropoda, Malacostraca, Decapoda, Penaeidae. Gene Ontology annotation, molecular function: oxidoreductase activity, acting on a sulfur group of donors, disulfide as acceptor.